AAGGACAGACUACAUUUCCCAGCCUCCCCAGCGGCUCACGUAGCGCUCCGCGGAGGCUGGGCCUGUGUCGCUCUCCCCUGGCGGUAGCGGCGGUUAACGGCGUGGAGGGGGUGCGAAGCGGGAGCUAUGGCCGAGAGCGGAGGCUCCGCGGCGAGUCCCCGCCUCGCGGCUCCUCCCGACUCCCCGCCGCAGGGACCAAGGCGGCCGGGCUCCCUCUCGGCUCCCGGCGGCGGCGGCGGCAGCCAGUCUCCGGAGCGGAGCACUGCGGCUGCCCCCGGGCCGGCGCAGGGCGCGGCGCCGCCGUCGCUGCUGCCGCUGCCGCCGCCGCUGCCGCGGCUGGAGAAGCCCAUCAAGCAGGCCUUCUACAACACCGGGGCGCUGCUCUUCGCCGGGCUGUGCUGCGGCGCCGCCGUGCUGGUCUACUUCAUCCUGGAGGCCUUCCUGCGGCCGCUGCUCUGGGCCGUGCUCUGCGGCACCUUCCUGCACCCCUUCAAGAGCUCGCUCACCGCGCUGGGCCGCCGCUGGCUCGGCCGCCUGCACCGCUCCCGCACCCCGGUGCUGCUGGCCGCCCUGCUGCUGCCCAUUUGCUUCGCCAACUACGGCGCCGAGGCGCUGGGCGAGCAGGUGCUGCGCAGGCGGCGCCUCCUGCUGCUGCUGGGCGCUGGCGGCCCCCUGCUCUACGGGCUCUAUUGCCUCGGCAGCUCCCUGGGAGUCCAGGUGCUGCUGGCCCAGACCGGACUCCUGAUCUGCCAGGGGCUCGACUUCUUCAGCAGCCUGUGGAUAUGGACGUUGGUUGUCGGUUAUCUGUUGACCAUUUCAUUCAAGUGGAAUGCAAGCACUGAGCGUUACUUAAGAGCAAUCUCCAUUCCUGUCUGGAUAAUACUGCUCUUCCACUUAGCAUCUGUCGCUGGCUCCUGGAGGAUUCCAGUAUUUGUGGUUAUAGUUUUUCUGAUGACUGUGGGCAUGUUGCAUGAGCAACGGAGCGGAAAGGAGUCUUCUGGGACAGAACUUCCUGGUCAAAUGAUUUCCAUUGCUGCUUCUACAAUUGCCAUGGCAAUAUCCGUCACAGGAUAUGAGUCAAGUAAUGAGCAACAUUCACCACAAUCCUCAGAAACAGCAGAAAGUGGGCAACUCUCUCAAGACUCAUCCUCUUCGUUUUCCUCCUCUUCGUCCUCUUCCGGUGGCAGACACAAGCCUGAGAUUGGCUCUUUUCUUAGAAAGAAGAAAACCAGUGAUAUCUACUUCGUUACACUUGUAUGGGCCAUUGUCGUAGUUCAAAUCUGGCUGAACCUCUGGAUUGUGCAGUUAUUGCCAGUGCCUGUUGCAGUUUGGGUUCUUAAAAAACUUGUGGUCCACUUUGGAGUUGUAAACUUCAUGGCGAAACGUUGUAGUAGUUGGUGGCAUGUUCUGGAAAACUUUGUGAAGGAGCGGCAGGAGGCUCUUGCUCCACGGCCAAUCAGAGGACUUGGAAGGGUCAUGCUAAAACUUGACAGUAAGCUGUGGCACUGGCUUAAUAAGAAGAUGAUCGUGUGGUUGGAGAAAAUGCUUGAUAAAAUAAUUAGCAUUUUCAUAAUAUUUUUGCUAGUGAUAGGAACGCUUCUGCUAGCCCUGCUCCUUACGGCAAAGGUACAUCAAGAGAGCGUUCACUUGAUUCAAGUCACAAGCAGCUUGAUCAAUGAGACUGUAGCCAAUCACCCAGAGUGGGCAAAUUGGCUCCCUGAAGCUCAGGUCAUUCAAAAAGCCCUCAAUUCAGCUGCUAACAAUGUGUAUCAGUAUGGCCGAGAAUGGAUUACACACAAGCUCCAUAAGAUAUUAGGAGAGAAAGUGAACAACACUGCUGUGAUUGAAAAGCAAGUGCUGGAACUCUGGGACAGACUUUAUCAUUCUUGGUUUGUGAAGAAUGUAACACAUCCUGGAAGACACAAAGGACACAAGCUGCAUAUAAAUCGUCAGAACAGCUGGCUGGGUGACAUUCUGGACUGGCAGGAUAUUGCUUCAUUUGUUCAUGAGAACAUUGAGACAUUUCUUUCAAUUCUGGAGUCCUUGUGGAUAGUGAUGAGUCGUAAUGUGAGCCUACUCUUCACCACAGUAACAACAUUAGUGACAAUCCUCUUCUAUAGUGGGACAGCCCUUCUCAAUUUUGUGCUCUCACUGGUGAUUUUCCUGACCACACUGUUUUAUUUGUUAAGUUCCAGUGAUGAGUACUACAAACCAGUGAAGUGGGUGAUUAGCUUGACACCUUUGUCGCAGCCAGGCCCAUCCUCAAAUAUAGUUGGCCAGUCUGUGGAAGAGGCCAUAAGAGGUGUGUUCGAUGCUUCUCUCAAAAUGGCUGGGUUCUAUGGACUGUACACCUGGCUCACUCACACCAUUUUUGGAAUUAAUAUUGUUUUCAUACCAUCAGCAUUGGCAGCAAUCCUUGGAGCUGUUCCAUUUCUGGGAACCUACUGGGCAGCUAUACCUGCAAUUCUAGAUCUGUGGCUCACCCAAGGAGAAGGAUGCAAAGCCAUUUUGCUCUUGGUUUUUCACCUGUUGCCAACGUACUUUGUAGACACAGCAAUCUACUCAGAUAUAUCAGGAGGUGGCCAUCCCUACCUGACAGGCCUCGCAGUAGCUGGUGGAGCAUAUUACCUAGGAUUGGAAGGAGCGAUCAUAGGACCCAUACUGCUUUGUAUACUGGUGGUUGCCUCUAACAUAUACAGUGCCAUGUUAGUGAGUCCAACAAAUUCAGUUCCGACCCCAUCACAAACACCAUGGUCUCUGCAGAUAUACCAACCAUCUAGAGGGAGUCCUGAGGAGAUGAAAAUGGUCACAGAGUGAGAUUUACACCAUCUUGCACCUGAUCAGCAUGAAGUUGUCACUCUCUUCGACCUGGAUUGAGUUCAGAACAGUCAUGGCCUUCUGUCCCUCUUCCAGCUGUACCUAGUGAUAGCUCACAGUGAAGCACAGUUUAAAAUAAACCCUCACGUCUGCUGGCCUUACGUUAUUAAGCACUUUGCCUUUGCAAGAUAGACUGUCUGCUUCCCACUUUGCAUAUUAACACACAGACUUAAAGUUCAGAUGCCUUGUGUGUAGAUUUUUUUUUUCUUCAUAGAAAGAUCUUAAGAAGGACAAGUAAUAUCCAUUGAGUCAAGGAUGCCAUCUGCUGAAAUGACUAACUUGGCUUUUAUUCCUUUGGAUGUUUGCAUUAUUAGACUUUUAGUAAUUUUAAACAAGUUAAACCCCAAGUCUUUCGUUGCUGAAAUCUUUAGUUGAUCUAAGGGAGUAUUUACUUGUAGAGAUGCUAAAACUUUUAAAGGUGUGAAGCACCUGCUAUUAAAAGAAAAUGUAGUAUAAUCUACUGCUUCUCAAAGUAUUUCUUUUGAGAGGCAUGACAGUCACCAUUCAACUAAUAACAAUUGAAGCUUAUUUAUGUAUACACUAAUAGUGUUUAUGCUGUCAGGGAGCAAUGCUUCCACUUGCAGAUUGUGUUAAGUAUAGGUUAUCCUCACGUGGAAUAGGAGUAUUUGUAAAAACAGUUUAAUCCUUGAGUUCACUUCUGCAGUUAAAUUUAGUAUUCUGUUGUUUUGGUUUAUUGAUAAAGCUUAAUUUAAUACCAGGGUCUCAGUAAGAUGAUGUACCCAAAGUCCCAAUGGAUUCCUGCCAAAUUUAACCAAAGAACUUAAAUAUUUCCAGGCAGAAGUAAUAUUGGAUUACCAUAUCUAAUUACAGAAUUUGGAAGAUGCUGAAUGAUUGUGUUCACACCAUUUUUUUUUUUUAUUAUUUAUUGAGAAGUAAUCAUCAAGAAGGUGAAAGAUGGUGGGGGGACGGGGAAAGUGCAAGACGAGCAGAGAUCUUAAAUUCCUAAAAUGCGUUCGUGUCCUGGGCACCAAAUUGAAGUACAACUAGAGCUCUUGCCGCCCCCUCUCCCCUCAACAGUAGUUGGCCUUAAAUUGCAGGUUUAGUGGCACUGAAGGCUUUUCAUACCUUGGUUAUUGAUGCACGUUUGAAAUAGUGGUUUUAGAACAAAAAAAGUAGUUAAAUUAUUUUUGUACAAGUUCUUAGACUCAAAAGAAAGAUACAGCAAAAAAAAUUUAUCCCAAAUACUUGGUCAAAGAAUACACUCAGAUCAUCAAGCCCCAGGUACAAUACAAAUAAGCUGCUAUGUAGGUGUUGUGGCUUUCUUUUUUUUCUUAAUACCAGAGCAAAACCAUUCCAUUCCUGAUUGACUCUACCUUGAAUUUAUGGCAGGAUUUCUUCUUUUUUGAUUUAUACAAAAUACAGGCCAUAUCAUGCUCUUCAUUUGUCCUUGCAUUAUAAAACAGCUAUAGUACAAAUCUGUCGAUAACAUAGUCCCAGGGAUCUGGUUCAACCUAAGUGAGAGAGGUUGUUAUAGAUCACUACUAUUUUUUUGACGUGACCAUACAUGUGUUUAUAGAUGAUAUUUUAAGACUGGAUCUGUUGUGUGCCCUAUGUACUGCAAAGUUUUGAGAUCAGUUCAGCGUGCUGCAAUGCAUGGGCCCAAUAUGUGUAGUUAUGGAUGGAGUAAUUGCCCUAACUUUGAAUUUCCUUGCUCUUGUGGAACAAAGUUAGACCCUUUACAUUAUUCAAUAUCAUUUUGUUUCAUAAAUGACAAUUAUGGAAAAAGUCAGGAUCUCACUGAGUAUCAAUAUUCCUGUAGUAUACAGACCAGUAUAUGAAUGAUAGACUAUUAUUGCUCUUGGGAAAUUGCUACAUUCUGUUCUAUUAGUUUAUUCUACUAUGCUGAACAGCUUUACGAAUCUGUUUCGAUUAAUCAGGUCAUUGUGUACCUAGGCAGCUUUUGAAAAGAAAGGGCUGUCACUUGAGAGAAAAAUGCUUAAAAUGUAUACAACUAACAAGAAUCCAUAAGCUUUAAUAUUUUUAUACUUUUCUCUUGGUGCUUUUUGCUCACUAUUAAAGAUUAUGUUAAGUGUUUUCUACAUUAGAUAGCAUGUUAACAUCUAACCUGAUCUUUCAUAACCCUGUGUUACUGAAUUUGUGAUGUCAGUCAUUUCCAUGCUGCCAGAUAGUGAUGUCAUAAACAAAGGCUGAUUUUUUUUAACUAUAAUCACAGAGAAGAAUCUCUGAUAUGAGAGGAGAGUUCUUUUUCAAACAAGUAUCUUCAAUAAUAGCAAAAAAAAAUAAUAAACUGAGAAGAGAUGGUGUUGCUAUUUUGAAAUGUUCCUUUCCCAAUAUGAAAAAAAUCAGUGUGUAUAGCAUUGAUAUGAUACGCAUUGUCUAUUUGUUUUUAUGUAUGUGGGGUUUUUUUUAAAAUGAAUACUUGAGCCUCCAGUCUUCAACUUCAGCUAAUGUUUACCAUUAAUAACACAAUAAUAAAGCUGUAAAUUCAUGGUAAACCUAGAUUUAAGACCCAUAUUUUGUAUCAUGUCUGUAUCUGAGGAACAAAGACUUUGUCCCAUGUCCCUUUGAGGCAUGAGGCUCAAUAUAGUAAUGGGUGAACUCUGUUUUUAAAAUUACCAUGCCAAAAUACUUAAUCACCCACAUGCUUACUCAAUAAAUGUAAAAAAUCAGAAUCUUUACAUAUAGAUGCCUUAUGGAAAAGUAUAUGUUUUUAACAUCAUAUCUGUUAGUGCUCAAAAAAAUAAAUUGUCACUAGGAACUAAUGACCUGCACUUUUUCAUUUUUAACAUCCAUUUUCAUUUGUGGAAACAUACAUCUGAAAUGUUUGGGUUUUUUUGUUUUAUUUUUUUUAAAUCAACUUUCCAGCAUCUUAAAAAUUACCAAAUUAAUUUUAUCCAUGUUCUUUUAAAAAAAAAGGGGGGGGGAAUUAAAAACCAUUUUGAAUAUGAUACUUUGUAUGAAAAAACAUUUUUGAAUAAUUUUAAGCCAGUUAUAGAUCCCAGGAAAAAUGAUUUCUAGACCGUUCUUUGUGCAGUAGCAUUCUGAAUAGGGCUCUCCCUCUACUUCAUAUUUAUAGCUUCUAGCACGAUGAGGCUUGAUUUAGUCUGGAUCUUCUUGGCAUUACCAUAAUAAAGUGUUUCUAGAAUAAUAGUCAUAUUAAACACUGUGUGUACAAGUAGAAAAUUUUAAUGAGUUGUUAAAGGAAUGCUUAUAUUCUUAUUGGUUGUCAUGAGAUGGUGCUCAGCAGUGGAAUAAUGAUGACAAUAUAAGAUGUGUCAGCUGUGAUGCUGUCAUGUUUUUCUAGCACAUUAGGUUUAUCCCAAGUACAAAAUUAUCAAUAGCUCUAUGGUACUAAUGGUUUUUAGCAUACAUUUCAGUAAUUUAUUUCCUCCUUUUUAUUAAAUUGGAGGGUAUAGGCAUAUGAAUUUUAGUUAGUGAUUAUUGGAUUAGGAAACGAGUAAUAUCUUACAAAACUGCAGACUGCAAUAAAAAAAAAUUUAGAAAAUUUAACUGCUGUCUCCAGUGUUAGCAUUCAGUAUGUUUAUCUUAAUUUCCAAAAAAAAAAAAAGUUAAUACGGCAAAAAUGUUAAAUCUAUUAAAAAGACUGAGGCUAAAUUCAACAUUAACACCUUUGUAAAAGUGUUAAAGAAAAUUUGGUCCACAGUUAGGGUUAAACUCCUUAUCUU
Molecule: messenger RNA, 6545 nt
Organism: Dermochelys coriacea (leatherback sea turtle)
Lineage: Eukaryota; Metazoa; Chordata; Testudines; Dermochelyidae
Gene: TMEM245
Product: transmembrane protein 245
Exons: 18
Coding region: 127-2817 (896 amino acids)
Source: RefSeq, a predicted model, not a curated record